Molecule: messenger RNA, 1428 nt
Organism: Sugiyamaella lignohabitans
Lineage: Eukaryota; Fungi; Ascomycota; Dipodascomycetes; Dipodascales; Trichomonascaceae
Exons: 1
Coding region: 1-1428 (475 amino acids)
Source: RefSeq, a predicted model, not a curated record
AUGAUUACGCCGUUCUCUUUCUUCAGGAGGUCUAAAAGGGAGACCCUUUCUGCCAAACCUGUUGCCUCUCUGGGCCCCUGUAUUUGUACUCGUAACAUCUCGUCUCAGACUGGUUCUAACUCUGUCGACUUGACGAGCCCUCUUGAACCCACCGACUCUCGCGAGUCGUCUUCCAGUCUGUCCAGCUCUUGUGCCUCGUCGAACUUGGACGUCUCUUCUGUCAGCCAAGUUUCAUAUCCCAAUGAACCCCCAUGUCCUAAAGGCGGGUCAGAAGACCCUAUUUUCCUUCCAAACGAAGUCCUACUACAACGGUUUUCGAACCGUAAGAGCGGGUUAAAACUAUCAAAAUGGAAAAUGGAGCAACAGCGUCUGAAAUGCAGACGUUGUAGCACUGCUACUACUGCCAGCACCAACCCCGACAACACCUCUUCUACUUCUGGUCGGUCGAGCUACACUGCUGGCGGUGUCACUAUGUCAGCAUUUGCUGCUUCUGCUUCUGCUUCUGCUUCUGCUUCUGCUACUGCCACCUCAACAACCUCUCGUUGCAACACUUCUUCUACUUCUGCAUCUGUUUCUGCUUCUUCUACUGGCAAUACCACCCUUGAAUGCACGACACUAACCGGCUCCACUGGCUCCAUCACUGUAUCAACACAAUGUCCUGCCUCAUACAAAUACUCCUCAUCCGGCUCGACAACUGCUGCUAUUACCGAAAACUGCCAUGACGAACUGUCCGAUCAAACCCACCCUGGAGUCAUUUACGUUACUUCUGAACGCUUGAUCUUUGUACCUAAGAGCGAGUUGAUUGACGGAUACACCCUGGAUAUCACCAGUCUAAGCUGUAUGAAAGCCAUUGAGUCGACCAAACGUGUGUGGUUCUUCGUGUGUUACAAAGACAACAACAGCAUUGCCACAAUUCCGUUCUCGUCCCAAGCCCGAUGCCAAGCGUUUCUCCGUCUCAUUAAAAACAUCCGGUUCGAGCACAUGGUCCGCCAGUGUCUGCCACCGCGAUACACUCAUUAUUCCAUUCCCGAAGAGACCAACUCGACCAUGGACACCGAUUCUGACUCACCUGCCGACUCCAACUACACCCUAUCUUCUUCUACCCCUCCAAACGAUAACGGUUCAUCUGAAUUCCAACCCGACGAGUGGUGGUACGGCGACAACCAACUGCCCAGUUACAACGACUCUGAAGAAGCUCUUCACAAGUACCUCACGAACCUGGGUCUUCUUACCGAAACUGAGCCACUCGACCGCACCGAGCGCAUUUCCCGCCUCAUUGCCCUUGCCACUGUACCCCAAUCAGUGGCCCUCGACGACUCAACUUCUACCACCACAUCCUCUUCCUCCUCGAACCGGUCUAAUGUCCCCCGCACCACCCAAACUGCCGCGGCCCACGAAGCCUACCACUCGCCCUACGUCUGGUUCUAG